Molecule: messenger RNA, 607 nt
Organism: Mucor mucedo
Lineage: Eukaryota; Fungi; Mucoromycota; Mucoromycetes; Mucorales; Mucoraceae
Product: acyl-CoA N-acyltransferase
Exons: 1
Coding region: 16-537 (173 amino acids)
Molecular function (GO): acyltransferase activity, transferring groups other than amino-acyl groups
Source: RefSeq, a predicted model, not a curated record
CUUUAUUUUCAGAAAAUGUCGGAUAUUAUUGUUAAACCCAUUGAUCAAAGUUACGCUCAAGUUCUUUCUGAUUUGGGUAGAAGAUUAUUUGCAGAUACAUUUUCAGCAGAAAAUGAUCCUGCUAAUAUCGAAGCGUUUUUAAACGAUGCCUAUACUUUAGAGCACCAGCAAAGAGAGUUAAAUGAUGCCAGCAUGCACUCAUUUAUGGCGUUUGACAAGGAUACUCCUAUUGGAUUUGCCCAAUUAAGAGAGAACAAGGAUGUCUAUGAUUUUGUUGGCGACAAGGAAGCUAUUGAAUUACAGCGUAUUUACGUCGAUAAAGCUUAUGCAGGUAAGGGCAUCGGUAAGGCUCUUUAUAAUGCCUGUCUUCAAAAAGCCAAUGAGCUUAACAAAAAGACCAUGUGGCUCGGUGUCUGGGAGUUUAACCCUGUUGCUAUCAAGUUUUAUGAACGCCAAGGAUUCUACAAGGUCGGCUCUCAUAUUUUUAAGGUGGGAGAGCAAGAGGACACUGAUCACGUUAUGGUCAAGAAGUUAUAAAUGUGUGGUGCAUAUAGAUUUUUACGCAAUAAAAAGUUAAAGCUUGGUUUAUUCAGCUGCAAAUAUUACA